AUUCGACUAUCCCGACCAAGCAGACGCCUUCGAGUGAGGUACGGCUCCAGGUGGCGACAAGUGAUUGUGAGAUCACGAAGAUUCCGCCUGCGAUAUGGUAGGAAAUUGCUUAUGCUUCGUAUUAAAAGGGGAUUCAUUAAGAUAUAUCGAGGAAGACGUUGGUACCGAGUGAAACGGCGGUCUCGCAGAGUCCCUCGGCGCAGGAGAGUACGAAGGCGAAGGAGGAGAUUGCGACGACGAAGGCGAAGACAACGAAGGCGAAUCCGACGAAUGCGGCGACGAAAAAGGCGACAGCGGCGACGGCGUAGGUUACGAAGACGAAGAGCCAGGAUACGCAGACGAAUGCGACGAUUUAGACGAAGACAAUUGAGAAGACGCAGAAGAAAAUAUGGAAGGAGACGAAGAAUACGCUGGAAACGAAGACGCAUAAGUGUGCUUCGAAUAUUUUACAGAGGGCGAUGGAUGAAAGCUUAUCGAAUUGGACGUUCACUGAGAUUCCGAUACGGUAGAAUAAGAUGUCGUCGUGGUGUUGUUAGCAUCGGUGUUGGAAGAAGAUGGCAUAGGAUGACCAGACUUAGGGGUAGAGUGCAAGUACUCUACCACCGCAUCUGGAGGAGUCUGAUACGUAAGAGGCGAAUGAUAGUCGUUCGAAUAGGCCGCAAACUAAUGAAGAUUUCCAUUCGUCACGGGCGAGUACAGAUGCUUAUCCCAAGCCAUUACGAAACGGUAAAACCGAAGCCGAAACCAAAACCAAGACCACGACGGAGGCGACCGACGAGAAGAAGACGAGGGCGUUAUGGACGUGCGAGAGGACGAAGAAGGCGACAGCGUUGGCGACGACGAUUACAACGACGACGUCGAAGACGUAGACGGCGCUACAUACGCCGACGCAGGCGGCCUAUGAUUCUUUUCUAUUACCGCAGAAGUUGGAGACCGAUUGUGAGGUGGCGGGGUGGAUACAGGAUGCGUUACCAUCGUCGAUGGAUAACCUUCCGAUAUCUUAGAGGACGAUACUUCCGAGUAACGUACAAAGGAAAAAGCCGCAUAAUACGUCGAAUCACACGGCGUUUCAAGGUCCGCGUGGGUUUUGGUUGGCGCUAUAUCGUAAGACGUCGUGGAAGGCUUGUUCUUCGGUUUAGACGGCGGUACAGACCAUUCAGAUUAACGGGAGGACGGCUCAUGAUACGCUACGGUCGGCGCUGGAGAGUAAUCAGGAGAAAGCCACGACGACCAAGACGGCGAAAGAAAUGGAGACGGAGACGAAGACGACGACGAAGGCGGCGAGUGAGACGUCGGCGUCGUCGAUACCGACGCCGUCAGCGACGAAUAAGACGACGCAACGUUCUUCAUUUUAAAUAUGGCCGAAGGUGGAUCCCAGCUUACCGCCGAGGUAGAUACCUAAGAGCUCGAAUCAGGGGUGCAUGGAGAAGAAUAAGGUAUGACAUCACAAUCAUUCUCUCAUAUCAGAUUACAAUUUUCAAAUUAUGUAUCUCUUUCUUCUUGUGCAGGUGUCGCCGUGGCCGCUGGAGUGUAUGGAAGAGGCGAAGAUGGUUUAAACUUCGCCGUAGAAACCGUGUGAAGAUGCGCUAUCGCGGACGGUGGAGACGAAUUUUAUACAGACGCCGUAAAUUUGUGGUACGUAUAAAGCAACGUUACAGAAAGGUAUCGGUCCGCCGCGGAAGAUUGAGGCUACGUUUUAGACGAAGAAGACGAAGACGACGACGACGGCGACGAAGGAAAGGUUACUUGAGGAGGACGAGGAGAAGAAGACGGCUUUGGUUGGGGAGGCGACGACGGUUAGGUCGACUGAAACGGCUGAGACGAUUAAGACGCCUCAGACGACUGAGAAGAAGAAGGAAACGACAAAGGGUAAGGCGAAGAUGGCGGAGACGAAAGUUACGACGAGCGAGAAGAAGGCACAGGAGGAGAAGGCGACGAACUAGAAGAACAAGAAGACGCAGAAGAAGGCGCAGACGACGCAGACGAAGGCGCCGUAGGCGACUGGCCAGAAGCGUAGCGCUAAUCUACUUCGCAAGAAGGUGGAGACGUACUUUCAGAAGAGGAAACAGGAUGGUUUUCCGAAUGGGACGAAGAUUUAUAGUAGUCAGAUUUGGCUAUGGAAAAGUGAGCAUUUUCAGACGAAGAUGGAUUCGACUAUCCCGACCAAGCAGACGCCUUCGAGUGAGGUACGGCUCCAGGUGGCGACAAGUGAUUGUGAGAUCACGAAGAUUCCGCCUGCGAUAUGGUAGGAAAUUGCUUAUGCUUCGUAUUAAAAGGGGAUUCAUUAAGAUAUAUCGAGGAAGACGUUGGUACCGAGUGAAACGGCGGUCUCGCAGAGUCCCUCGGCGCAGGAGAGUACGAAGGCGAAGGAGGAGAUUGCGACGACGAAGGCGAAGACAACGAAGGCGAAUCCGACGAAUGCGGCGACGAAAAAGGCGACAGCGGCGACGGCGUAGGUUACGAAGACGAAGAGCCAGGAUACGCAGACGAAUGCGACGAUUUAGACGAAGACAAUUGAGAAGACGCAGAAGAAAAUAUGGAAGGAGACGAAGAAUACGCUGGAAACGAAGACGCAUAAGUGUGCUUCGAAUAUUUUACAGAGGGCGAUGGAUGAAAGCUUAUCGAAUUGGACGUUCACUGAGAUUCCGAUACGGUAGAAUAAGAUGUCGUCGUGGUGUUGUUAGCAUCGGUGUUGGAAGAAGAUGGCAUAGGAUGACCAGACUUAGGGGUAGAGUGCAAGUACUCUACCACCGCAUCUGGAGGAGUCUGAUACGUAAGAGGCGAAUGAUAGUCGUUCGAAUAGGCCGCAAACUAAUGAAGAUUUCCAUUCGUCACGGGCGAGUACAGAUGCUUAUCCCAAGCCAUUACGAAACGGUAAAACCGAAGCCGAAACCAAAACCAAGACCACGACGGAGGCGACCGACGAGAAGAAGACGAGGGCGUUAUGGACGUGCGAGAGGACGAAGAAGGCGACAGCGUUGGCGACGACGAUUACAACGACGACGUCGAAGACGUAGACGGCGCUACAUACGCCGACGCAGGCGGCCUAUGAUUCUUUUCUAUUACCGCAGAAGUUGGAGACCGAUUGUGAGGUGGCGGGGUGGAUACAGGAUGCGUUACCAUCGUCGAUGGAUAACCUUCCGAUAUCUUAGAGGACGAUACUUCCGAGUAACGUACAAAGGAAAAAGCCGCAUAAUACGUCGAAUCACACGGCGUUUCAAGGUCCGCGUGGGUUUUGGUUGGCGCUAUAUCGUAAGACGUCGUGGAAGGCUUGUUCUUCGGUUUAGACGGCGGUACAGACCAUUCAGAUUAACGGGAGGACGGCUCAUGAUACGCUACGGUCGGCGCUGGAGAGUAAUCAGGAGAAAGCCACGACGACCAAGACGGCGAAAGAAAUGGAGACGGAGACGAAGACGACGACGAAGGCGGCGAGUGAGACGUCGGCGUCGUCGAUACCGACGCCGUCAGCGACGAAUAAGACGACGCAACGUUCUUCAUUUUAAAUAUGGCCGAAGGUGGAUCCCAGCUUACCGCCGAGGUAGAUACCUAAGAGCUCGAAUCAGGGGUGCAUGGAGAAGAAUAAGGUACCGUAAUUCCAGGAUUGGAAUUCGCUAUGGCAAGAGAUGGCGAUGGUUGAGCAGAAGGCCAAUAAAGUUCCGCUUUGGUCGGCGCUGGCGAUUACUGCGAUAUUACCGCGGAAAACCUCGUAUCCGAUUCAGAAAUAAAAUGUGGCCAGUGCGUAUAGUACGCGGCAGAUUCCGGAUAAAAUACAAAGGGCUUCUGAGAAGACCGAGGACACGUAGAACCAUACGAAGAAGAAGACGAAGGCGAAGACGAAGAAGAUCACGCCGGAGAAAGAGAAGAAUGAGACGACGGCGUCGGCGAAGGCGAAGAGGAAGGCGCGUAAGACGUGGCUGCGUCAUGCGUGUAUGGUUUAGAAGGCGAUUUAGAAAGAUUUACAGGCGAGGAAGGCGCCUUGUGAUGCGUUUUAAACGUCGAUUUAGAAUUGUGAGAUAUCGACCCAGAUUAGGAAAGAUCUUAUUACGGCGCAGACGAGGGUGGAGAUCCAUCAAACGUCGACCUCAGUUCCUCGUCAGACGCCGAUGGCGUCCUACAAGACGAUACAGAGGCAGGAUCUGUGUCCGGGUAGGUCGAAAAUACCGCAGAAUCGGGUUCAGGCGCGGAAAACCUGUGUAUCGUGUCAGAAGGAGGUGGAGACGAAUCAUACCGAGACGUAAACGAAAAGGUCGCCGCAUACGCAGACGUAAAUACCGACGCUUCAAGCGGAAGAUGCGACGCGUAAGGCGCUAUCGAAGACGAAAGAGGCGCAGAAUCAGACGUAUCCGGCGAUACAGACGUCGCAACAGCCCGUUCAAGAUCUAUUACCGCAGAAAGACAAGGAAGAUCUUCAGGUGGAAAGGUAGAUUAACAUUCCGCCUUGGAGGACGCCGAAGGAGAAUCAGGUAAUAUUCUCUUUACUCUUCUGAACGCGUUCAUCUAAAAGAAAAAUGGUUUAUCAGACAUCCUUCCUAGACAAGGUGAAACUUGAUUUUUUGUUCGUAAGUCGUGAACCUCAUUGUAC
This is a messenger RNA of Orbicella faveolata, 4582 nucleotides long. RefSeq lists its product as uncharacterized. The record is from RefSeq and is a predicted model, not a curated record. NCBI's taxonomy places the organism in Eukaryota, Metazoa, Cnidaria, Anthozoa, Scleractinia, Merulinidae.